UCUUUUCUUUUUACAAACAAUCAUGGUAUCUUCUCUUUCUUCUAAAUACGCUAUUUAUCAGAGUGACAAUGACCUUAGAGCAAAAGGUCUUAUAGACAACAAGGCACCCUUAAGACUUCGUAUGGAAGCCUACGUCAAGGAGUUGCAAGGCAGGAUCUGCCAAGGUAUAGAGAAACUAGACGGAAAAGGUAAAUUUGUGCGUUCUGAAUGGGAAAGAGCCGAACAUGGUGGUGAAGGCAUAACGUGUGUCAUGUCUGAUGGUGAUGUGAUGGAAAAGGCCGGUAUUGCCGUUUCUGUCGUAUACUCUGAACUCUCCCCAGAAGCCGUGCGUCAAAUGCGUCAUGAUCGAGGCAAAGACAUUGAUGUUCAAGGCACAGUGCCUUUCUUUGUUACUGGUAUUUCCCUUGUCAUGCAUGCCAAAAACCCCAAUGCACCUACUAUCCAUAUGAAUUAUCGUUAUUUUGAAAUCAUGAAUCCUGAUGGUACACCGAAGCUAUGGUGGUUUGGUGGCGGUGCUGAUUUAACACCUGUGUAUCUGUUUGAAGAAGACGCUAUCUUGUUUCAUUCAAUCUAUAAACAAGGCUGUGAUAAAUUCGAUCCUGAUUACUAUCCUAGAAUGAAGCGCGCCUGUGACCUCUAUUUCUUAAAUAAGCAUCGUAAUGAAGCAAGAGGUAUUGGUGGUAUCUUUUUUGACGACUUCAAUGAUAAACCAGCAGAAGAAAUAUUUGAAUUUAUACAAGAGAUGGGGGAUCGAUUCCUGCCUUCCUAUCUGCCAUUACUAGAACGACGUAAAGACAUGCCAUUUACAGAAGAUAUGGUUCACUGGCAACAAAUCCGUCGUGGUCGCUAUGUUGAAUUCAAUCUGAUCUGGGAUCGCGGUACCAAGUUUGGCUUAGCAACUCCUUGUGCUCGAGUAGAAUCUAUUCUGAUGACAAUGCCUUUAACAGCAAGAUGGGAAUAUAUGCAUGAGCCAAAAAAAGGUUCUCAAGAAGCAGCCUUAGUUCAAGUAUUACAAAAUCCAAGAGAUUGGGUUUAACAAGUUUAUGUACAAUUUUAAAUUAAUUCUAAAUUCAAUCUACCUAAUAAAGUAUCCAAGCUAGAAACUCG
Molecule: messenger RNA, 1107 nt
Organism: Gilbertella persicaria
Lineage: Eukaryota; Fungi; Mucoromycota; Mucoromycetes; Mucorales; Choanephoraceae
Product: coproporphyrinogen III oxidase, aerobic
Exons: 2
Coding region: 23-1036 (337 amino acids)
Cellular component (GO): cytoplasm; mitochondrial intermembrane space
Molecular function (GO): coproporphyrinogen oxidase activity
Source: RefSeq, a predicted model, not a curated record